Olea europaea var. sylvestris is the source of this 1159-nucleotide messenger RNA. RefSeq lists its product as uncharacterized. Gene Ontology annotation, biological process: protein ubiquitination. Bases 76 to 846 code for a protein of 256 amino acids. The record is from RefSeq and is a predicted model, not a curated record. Gene Ontology annotation, molecular function: zinc ion binding; ubiquitin-protein transferase activity. Gene Ontology annotation, cellular component: membrane. The transcript has 7 exons. NCBI's taxonomy places the organism in Eukaryota, Viridiplantae, Streptophyta, Magnoliopsida, Lamiales, Oleaceae.
CUUCUAAAACCCCCACCAAACGCCCCACUAUUCUCUCUCUAUAAAUUUGUUCAUUGUGUUUCAGAGAAGCAAAAAAUGGUUGAUGAAUUCAUGGUUUGUGUUGAUAGAAUAAUCGCUUUUGCUGCAUGCUUCGAGGAUUCAUCAUCAUCAUCAGAGAGUGACAGAGAAACUAGCAUUAAUUUUAAUGCUGCUGAAAAAGUUAAUGCACUUACUGGAAUGGUUUCUUUGAAAAAAAAUAAUAGCUUUAAUGGAAAUGGUAUUGAUGAAGGAAGUUCAACAAAGGAAAGCGUGACAGAAUGUAGGAUUUGUCAAGAGGAAGACGAGGAGAAAGAUAUGGAGGCUCCUUGUGCUUGCAAUGGCACUCUCAAGUUUGCCCAUCGAAAGUGCAUUCAGAGAUGGUGCAACAAAAAGGGUGGUAUAACCUGUGAAAUAUGCAAUCAGGUUUUCUCACCCAAUUAUACGGUUCCAACUCCAAGAAGUAAUGCUGAUGUUAUGACUAUUGAUAUCAGGCAAGCAUGGGCUCAACAUAUUGGUCUUCGGGAUCCUCAUUUCUUGCCUUUCACGACAGCUGAUAGUCAGUUUCUGCAAUCAGACUAUGAUGACUGUACCUUUGCAAGUGGAACUCUUGCAUGUUUUCGCUCUGUGGUUAUCGUUCUGAUGCUACUCUUGCUGAUACACCAAACUUUAAUGGUCACAAGAGACUUUGGGAUGGUGCAGGCAUCAUCAGAUUUCUUCCAUUAUCAGGUAUCUGUUCUUCAAUUGGCCGGGAUUCUUAUCCCUUGCUAUGUGGUGGUCCGUUCGUGGUACAUUAUACAAUUCCGGCGGAGAAGACAGGGAUCAGGAUGAAUGAAGGAAUUGAUGCUAAGUGAUCUUUGGUUUAGGGAACAGUUUCAUUUUAUUAUGCUCCUGAUUAACGUGCUCGUGUUAUUACGUCGCCUCUUGUCUUUCCUCCACAGUCGUGUUCAUAUCCGAAAGGUGCAACAGCCAAGGAGCGAACUUGCUGCCAUAAAUUUACAUUUUAUUCAACCUGUGGACUCAGAAGCAAAUGUAAAUGUGAAUGUUGAGUUCAUUAGGUGUUUUUGGGAUCCUAUCGAGUUUCAGGCAUAUUUAUGAAAGUUCACAGAUGGUUAAUUGCUUUAUAUUUGCUGAUUUCUUGUUA